Molecule: messenger RNA, 1524 nt
Organism: Theobroma cacao (cacao)
Lineage: Eukaryota; Viridiplantae; Streptophyta; Magnoliopsida; Malvales; Malvaceae
Source: RefSeq, a predicted model, not a curated record
AUGGCAACAUUUGCUUACAUCGGAUUCCUUAUACUACCAGUUAUUAUUUUGUUCUUUAUUGUUCUUCGAUAUUCCAUGAAAACCAAUGACCUUCCAUGGAAUUGGCCCAUCAUUGGAAUGUUGCCGAUGAUAUUAACCCACUACCACCGCCUUGCUGACAGAUGCACCGAAUUCCUUGAAAGCAGCGGCGGUACAUUUAUAGUGAAAGGCCUUUGGUUUACCAAUACGGAUCUUAUAUUCACUAGCGAUCCUGUGAACGUGCAUCACAUAUUCAGCAGCAACUUCUCCAUGUAUCCGAAAGGGAUAGGGUGGAAGAAGCGACUUGAUAUUUUUGGAAAUGCACUUUUCAAUUCGGAUUUUGAGGAAUGGAAGAAUCACAAGAUAUUUUUUCGAGGCUAUUUAAGCCAUCGAAGGUUCCAUGAACUCCUGCCAAAGAUUUUCGAGGAUAGCAUGAAGAAAAAGCUGAUCCCAAUUCUGGAGCAUGUGUCUAAACAAGAUAUACCUGUGGACUUUGCAAGUCUACUUAAAGGGCAUUUAUUUUAUAUUUCUUGCAGACUUGCUACUGGUUGUGAUGCUUGUUCUAGCUUCCCCGUCAGUUUCCAUGAAAAUCUGUUUUCAAAUGCCAUAAUGCAUGCUUGCGAAGCCAUAUUUUCUCGGCUAAUCUUUCCAGAGAGUAUUUGGAAACUACAAAAAUGGCUAGGGAUCGGUAAAGAGGGGAAAUUACGUGAUGCUUGGAAAACAAUUGACAACGUGUUGGCAGAGCAAAUAUCGCUAAAGCGACAAGAGAUGAGCGAUAGAAUGGCAGAGGAGGAUAUAGAUUUCAAUGCACUGGAACUUCACUUGAUCAGACACAAACUCCUUGGACCUAUAUCUGUUUCUAAUAGCUUAAUUAGAGACAACAUGCUUGGUUUGAUGUUCGCUACCCAAGAUACUACAAGCACAGCCCUCAGUUGGUUCUUCUGGCUUCUUUCAAGGCAUCCGGCUGUUGAGAAGAGAAUUCGAGAAGAAAUACAAGAAUAUUUUCCGGAAAAUGGAGAAACGAAAUGGCUAGCGUAUGGUGCUAAAGAGUUGGAUAAAAUGGUUUAUCUCCACGCAGCUCUGUGCGAAACCUUAAGACUAUUCCCCCCAGGUCCUUUCCAGUCAAGGACUCCUGUUCAAAAUGACACCCUUCCUAGUGGUCAUAGGAUCAAUCAGGGUCAAAAUAUCCUGAUCUGCACAUAUGCAAUGGGGAGGAUGGCGUCUGUGUGGGGAGAGGAUUGCCGUGAAUUCAAGCCAGAGAGAUGGAUCACCCAUGACGGAGGGAUUAAACACGAACCAGCACACAAGUUCUUCGCAUUCAACGCAGGGCCUAGGAUUUGUCCUGGGAAGGAUGUUGGUUUUACUCUAAUGAAGGGAAUUGCAUCAGCUAUUAUCCACAACUACCAUGUCAAGGUAGUAGAAAACCACCCAGUGAUCCAUCAAUCCAGCAUCAUUCUGCAUAUGAAGCAUGGUUUAAUGGUUACAGUCAAGAAGAGAUGGCCAUGA